UCUACCUAAACAACUUAACGGUUUUAACAAGAGGAGCAAGAUUUUCUAGUUGACAAGUAGAUUGAGGAAAAAAGGAAAAAACAGAGCUACUCUGUUUCCCCUGUUCCUAUCCUUUGUACUGUUCUCUGUCUAUCUGCUUCCAUGCUCCUUGGCAGCAUAAUACCUUCACUGUCUACUAUAACUAUGGUAGUCUCCAUCUUGUCUCAACACAGAGAAAUGGCUGCUACCAAGGCUUUGCUUGUUUACCACUUCUCUUUUGAGUGAAAACCCUUAAUCCUCCAUUUUCUCUGCUACCUUGCUAUUGCUUUCAAUUCUCGAUUCCGCAAAUGGAUUCAUUCAACAUCACCAACAUCAAGAUUGAGAAGGCGAACGCAAUCAAGAAGCAUAGGAAGAUUCAAAAGAUUGCAAGUUUGUUCAGGUUAAUAGAAAUAGGCCUAGUUCUAGCCUUGAUUUCCAGGUUUUCCAUUCAACUCCCAGUUGCUGUCAGGAACUCCAGUGAGUAUUUUAAGGACUUAACAGUCACCCUUGUAAGUCCUCGGUUCGUGUUCGUUCUUGGUAACGUGAUAGUCAUCACUCUCUUUGCAAAGUCGGGCCAGUUUUCGUGUCAAGAUUCUAAUGGAAAGAAUUCAAGCACUGACCUUUAUGAAGAGUUUGUUGAAAAGAGUGAAAAGAGCCAGGGAACUCAUCAUUAUGAAGCUGAAUGUAGAGAGAAACAGGUCACCUAUGCUGAGCACAAAGUCACUGAGGAUAAUUCAACUUCUUUAGAAAGCGAGAAAUAUCAUAGGAGUCAAUCAGAGAGAUUGAAGAGGCCAAAUAGUAACAAGCCUUGCCGGGAACUGAGGCGGUCAGCAACGGAGGGAUGCAGGAAAAGCAUCGAUUCCGAUGAGGAAUUGGAGAAAAGGCCAUGCCCUGAGGAUAAAAUGAGCAACGAGGAGUUUCGAUGCACGAUUGAGGCUUUCAUUGCUAGGCAAAAGAGGUUUCGAAUAGAUGAAGAGAAUUCUUAUGUCUUAGAGUAAAACUGUGUAAGAAAAAUUCAAGAUCCUUUUUGCCGUUUUUUGUUUGCAAAUCUACAAGUCUAUAGGUGCGUGUACAAUGCUAAAUCAUAAAUGCAGAGUAAAUUUACCUGUUAGCUUU
Messenger RNA from Populus trichocarpa (black cottonwood), 1134 nucleotides. RefSeq lists its product as uncharacterized. Lineage: Eukaryota; Viridiplantae; Streptophyta; Magnoliopsida; Malpighiales; Salicaceae. The record is from RefSeq and is a predicted model, not a curated record. The transcript has a single exon. The coding region runs from base 327 to 1016 and encodes 229 amino acids.